This is a messenger RNA of Penaeus indicus, 2464 nucleotides long. Its product is annotated as transmembrane protein 241-like. Bases 584 to 1633 code for a protein of 349 amino acids. The record is from RefSeq and is a predicted model, not a curated record. Gene Ontology annotation, molecular function: antiporter activity; GDP-fucose transmembrane transporter activity. Gene Ontology annotation, cellular component: Golgi apparatus. The transcript is spliced from 7 exons. NCBI's taxonomy places the organism in Eukaryota, Metazoa, Arthropoda, Malacostraca, Decapoda, Penaeidae.
GCCUGGGGCUCCUUGGGGGUCAGAGGGAUGCCCGCCCUUGGGUCAGGAGGCGGUGAUGCUUGCGGUGCUCGCGGGCGGCGGGAGGGGCAGCAGGAGGUGCCUGAGGCCGAGCAAAGUCUGUGAGGACCUCUUAGGUGACGAGUUCGUUCACCUUAUUUAGUAAAGGGGGUAGAGUCCACUCAAGGGGCAGACUGGCAACUUUGUAGGUCUGUCAUUUCGAAAAGAGAGGAAGAUUUUUAGAAAUCCAUUCAUUUUAAAGACGUUCCUUUGUAAAGUUAUUAUCUCACAUGUACUGUACCAUAAUUACCUUUUCCUGCUUCAUGCACUGGCCUUGCCAAGUAAAAAUAACGUUUUUGGAUUCUCUUCUAACCGAGUGAGCGCAAAGACACAAUUAUGCAACCAUUGCACUAAGGGGCUAGAGAAUUGAGUGAUCGAGGGAAGAAAUUUUUGCAUAUUGCCAGUAUUGAAUUAAAUUUUGAUUGAUUAUACCUUACAGCAAGUGCAGUACUAAAGUUUGACAGCCAUAUAGCAAACCCUGUGUAAAAAUUGCGUAUAAGUGUUUAGGUUUACCCAAACAAGCCAGAUGCCAAAGAUUGCAGAAAUGUCGCACAGCAAGCAGCUCAUAGACUUUUUAAUGUAUUUAAUACUUUUAGGAUCAACUAUAUUUGUUAAUAAGUAUGUGCUAUCAGUCUUAAACUUUACUUACCCUACGAUCUUCCAAGGAUGGCAGACGUUGGUGGGUGGUAUUUUGUUGCGAAUUCUUCUCUCAAACAAAUGCCUCAGUGUGUCCUCCACAGACCUGGACAAAGCAGGGUUCAUUUCUCUGUUGCCGUCAUUUUUGUUCUUCUCGGCUGGUAUUGUUGCAAGUUCGAAAGCUCUUGCAAACUUGAGUGUGCCAAUGUUCCUCUGUCUGCAAAACACCCUGGGAUCCAUGCUGUACCUGAUGGAGAUAAUACCAAGUGGAGGAGGCAUGGUAGCUCUUGGGGCCAGUCUCAUCACUAUUGGAACAGCUGUGGCAGCUGUCCUGGCUGACAUUGACAUGACGUUUUCAGAUUCACCUUAUUUCUGGAUGAUGGUGCAUCUUGCAUGUGUAGCAGUACAAACCCUUCAUUCCAAGAUUGCUGAUGCUCGAUACACGGCUGUUGACCGACUCUACUUUUCUUAUGUGUUCAGUGUUGUUGUGUUGGCGCCUGCAUCACUGUACCUCGAGGAGGCUUUUGAAGUUCUGCGCUUCCCACAUGCAGUACGUUACGAUUUCUAUGCAGGUUGCCUUUUCUCAGGAGUGUUGGGCCUAUUCCUCAAUCUCACAUUGAUGAAGGUUAAGCGAUAUGCUCUCUUCUCCGUCGUCGAUCCAGUUGGACGAUUACUGACUUCUGUGCUGGCUCUAGCAACAUUCCCUGUUGUGACUACUAGUAUGGCCAACACCCUAGUGUGCAUCAACCUAAUAUCUGCUGUGUUUGUGCCGGUCCCAGUCCCAAAGGACGGAGACGAAACGGAAGAAGCUGUGGGCCUGUUACGGGAAGGCGUUGGAAGCGUGACGAGGGUACAGUCGUGUUCGAGGGGCUGCUUUUGGAUACUUUUGUUAUACAAUGGUUUUUAUUUAGAAUAUAAUAAAAUAAAUGAAUUUUUUUAAGUGCUAAUUUAUUUUUAGAGUUUUCUCUUAUAUAGUCAUAUUUUACCAAUUAUUUAGAUUUAAUAUCAAUAUGAUAUUUUUAUAUUAUAGACAUUGAAAAUGUGCUGUGGUAAUUUAAUGCAACAUAGGAUGAAGACCGUGAAGCUAACAUGUGAGCAUAUCAUCUCAUCUUUGUUAAUGAUCAUUGCAUCAUCAUCACCUAGUGAUAUGAAGCUUUAUGUCUUCCUUUCUGUCUCUCUACCAAACUUUACAUUUUGUGUGAAUGCAGGAAUAUGGAAAUAGGCUUGAGUUUGUCUGUGAUUAUGUAUUGAAUGGUUUAAGGGCCUAAAGUUUUGGAUGAAAUUUAGGAACUGGUGUAUAAAACAUGACAGUAAUUCAUGACGGUAAUUUCCAUUAACUUUACCGUGCUCUGUGAGAGCAAUAAUUCAAUUGUCUGGUGCUGCAGGUGAAGGAAUCUUAUACAGAUUCAAUCAUUACUACAAAGAAGUUUUCCAAGGAUUUCAGUAUAAGCCUCACUGGUGUCGAAAUAUAGAUAAUCAAAUUUCAUUAAGUAUCUUAUUUGUAGUAGGAAGUGAAUUAUUAUAUAUCAUUUACACGUCAUAAUCCCCUUAGUAUUUGCAAAGCAUAUUCCUCGUGAAUGCUAGGUUUUGAAAAUAGUACUUUGUUCAUAAUUUUCUUGUUACCAUCAGAAAUCAUAAAGUUUCAGCAAGUCCCAGACUUCUGUAUUUCAGUGUUGUAUUUAUUGCUUUAAAAGAGGACAUUCAUGUCCUUUUCCUUCUCUUUAUACCAUGUUUACAGGCAGUAACGUCAGUAAAAGUGAAAUUAGACAAA